This is a messenger RNA of Diabrotica balteata, 7020 nucleotides long. The record is from the annotation of a GenBank genome assembly. NCBI's taxonomy places the organism in Eukaryota, Metazoa, Arthropoda, Insecta, Coleoptera, Chrysomelidae.
AAAUUUGUAUUUACCCAAUUUUAUCUAGAUAUUGAUUGACAAGAGUUUAAUAUUAAUUGUUGUAAUUUUUGUUGCAGAAAAUAGAAAUAUGAUUUACGAACCGUGAAAACCAUUUUCGAAAUGGACUGGAAUACAGGAGAUUUAAUUUGGUUCGACCCGGGGGUCGGCCACUGGCUACCUGGAGAAGUACUCGAGUGUCACAAGAGUGCCAAUGUUCUCACUGUUCAAGCAAUCAUCAGUGGAAAGCCACAAAACUUCGCCCUGGCAGAAGGAGAAGGGCAGGUUAGGCGACGCCAAGACCUGGGCGUUAAAGGUGUUGAAGAUAUGAUCCAGCUAUCAGACCUUCACGAAGCAGCUCUCUUAUGGAAUCUCAAACUACGUUACGACCACGAUCUUAUUUAUACAUACGCAGGUUCGAUUUUAAUAGCAGUUAAUCCAUAUCGAAACUUCGAUGGAAGUUAUGGCUUGGAGACCGCACAAAGCUAUAGAGGUAGAAUGAUUGGAGAUUUACCACCACAUAUAUUUGCACUAGGAUCUGCUGCAUACUCGGCCUUGCCUGUACCUCAAGUGGUGGUCAUAAGUGGAGAGAGCGGAUCUGGUAAAACUGAAUCCACAAAACUGGUAAUGCAAUACUUAGCUGCAGUAGCUCCUUCAGCACCGAGAAAUCAAGCACUGGUUACUGAACAAAUUCUGGAAGCUACACCUCUUCUUGAAGCUUUCGGAAAUGCCAGAACUGCCAAAAACGACAACAGCUCCAGAUUUGGAAAAUAUUUGGAGGUUUACUUUAAACAUGGAUCGAUUAUAGGUGGAGGCGAUUGUGGACCAGGUCAUUCAGGAUCUGGAGCCGACUGGAAUGCUCUUACGAGGGCCAUGCAAGUUUUAGGUAUUGGAGAGGCAGAACAAGAGAUAGUCAUUAAAAUUUUAGCUUCAGUGCUACAUUUAGGAAAUAUAUAUUUUCACAGGCGACAAUUACGGCAUGGUCAGGAAGGCGUGGAAGUGGGCUCGGAAGUCGAAAUCAAGUGGGCUGCUCAUCUCUUGCAAAUUUCUUCUUCGGGAUUGCAACGAGCCUUGACAUCGAGGAUAACAGAGGCGAGAGCUGAAAGAGUGUAUUCGCCGUUAACAAUUGAUCAGGCGUUGGAUGCUAGAGAUGCAUUUGCGAAAUCCUUGUAUUCGGUAUUGUUUAACUGGUUAGUUACUCGUAUUAACUCCAUAGUUCAGAAGGGAGGCCUACAUGAUGCUGCAAGAAUAUCUCUAUUGGAUAUUUUUGGUUUUGAAAACCUCAAUGAAAACUCUUUUGAACAACUUUGCAUAAACUUUGCUUCGGAAUCUCUUCAACUAUACUUCAACAAACAUGUUUUUAAGCUUGAAAAAUGUCACUACAACCAUGCUUUAAAUGAGAAUUAUUGUCGUCCUAGAGUAGGAGGAAGAGAAUUCGGAAUAAGACAUUUUGCUGGGCAAGUUUGGUAUUCGGUGGACGGAUUCUUGGACAAAAAUCGAGACGCUUUAAGACCUGAUGUUAUUGAACUCAUAGCAUCCAGUAAAAAUGACUUAAUCAGUGCUAUUGCGAAACCAUUAUUACAUCAUACUCAAACCAGAACUCUUCCCAGAGGAACUAAUGGCAGAUUUGUUACUAUGAAACCAAGGACACCAACUGUUGCUGCCAGGUUUAGCGAUAGUCUUCACACACUGCUGGAAUCAAUGUCGAGAUGUAACCCUUGGUUUAUAAGAUGUAUCAAACCCAACAACGACAAAGCGCCAAUGAGGUUUGACAUGCCAAUAGUUCUGGAACAGUUGAGAUAUAAUGGAAUGUUAGACACAAUUAGAAUUAGACAAUCGGGUUAUCCGGUUAGGAUGAAGUUCCAUCAUUUUGUAGAUAGAUAUAGAUAUUUAUUAACCAGAAUUCCUAGAGGAGCUCCUUACAGAGACUUAUGUAGAGCCAUUUUAGACUUAAUACCUCCUACGGACACAGAGGGUCCAGAUUACCAACUAGGAGCUACAAGGGUAUUCCUGAGGGAAAGUCUUGAACGAAAACUAGAAUCCACCAGAGGCGAAUCCCUAAAAGGAGCAGCAGUGAUGAUACAAAAGAAUAUAAGAGGAUAUCUUGCACGAAAGAAAUACAAAAAGAUUAGAACCAAUGCAAUAACAAUUCAAAAACACUGGAAAGGAUACAGUCAACGAAAACGAUAUCAAAUAGUAAAGAAAGGUGUCGUUAAAGCCCAAGCAUACUAUAGAGGUAGGCUCGAAAGAAAGAGAUUUGAAAAAAGAAAAGCUGAGUAUAGAAGAAAGGUCGAUGCUGAGAAAGUAGCCAAAGAAAGAGCCAAACAAAGAGCCGCCAGAGAAGCGCAGCUGCAAGCUCAAGCUCAAGCGCAGGCACAAAAACAAGCUGCUGCAGCUAAAGUAUCCAGUGCCAAAGUCAACAUAAAUCACCUAGAAAUUCCAGCAGAACUAGCUUUUAUAUUUUCCAAAUUAGAAAAUUAUACUCCCCCUCAUACGGAAAAAAGUCUUAUGAAGGUGUUGGGUGGUGUUACCGGAUCUCCUCAACCCUUGAUUCUGCCAUCUGAUUUAGAUCAAUUCGAAUUUUCUAAAUUUUCUUCUGUAUACUUUAAAGGUGCCGAUAUGAGGAUGAAAAAGGAACCUAUUACGAUUCCAUUUCUAUCCAAAGCUGCUGCUAGGGACGAAGAUUUUCAAGAUGCAGUUGCUCUAUUUAAACUAAUACUACGUUGGUCGAACGAUUCCCAACUGAAUGGAACAAAAGAAAAAGCGUUAGCGGAUUAUGUCGUUCACAAAGGCUUAUCUUCAAAAGGGCUAAGAGAUGAACUAUUGAUUCAGUUGUGUAAUCAGAUUUAUCAAAAUGAUAACUCAGAAAGAAUUUGUCAACUGAUGGCCCAUUGUUUAAGUUGCUUUCAACCAAGUCCUUCGUUGCACAAAUACCUGCUUAAAUACGUCAGCGAUCAUGUUCCUGAGAAUAUAAAGGAAACUCUCCAAAGAAAAAUAACUAGGGGCGUGCAUAAAUCACCACAUGCAAGAACGUAUCCGCCAUCUUUACUCGAAUGGAGAAGCAUACGGCAAGGAUACAACACAGCUUUAACUUUAACACUUGCGGACAAAACCAUUUCAACUGUUAAUGUGGAUUCUUGGACCACAUGUGAAGAAGUUGCAUCUUUAGCGGUCUCAUCCCUUGGAGGAAUUACAGAAGGUUGGACAGUAGUUAUGGACGAUUCUUCAAUUCUAACAGAAGGCAGCGGUCUAGACUAUGUAUUUGAUUUAGUCUCCGAACUAGAGCUUUGUCCUGCUUUCCCCAUACCCAAAUCAACGAAACUCAAAUACGGUUCUAAACGACAAUCAAUUGCAGAACCAGAAAGCCAUAUUUCCUCACACUCCCCUGCAAGACCUCAAGUUCCACCACCUGAACCACCAAUGAUGAACAAGGAAAGAAAAAUUUCGUCCAACAGACACUCUACACCUAUACCAGUACAGCCACCAUCUAGAAGCGUCUCGAGAAAAUCGUCUAAAGAAAUUCAAGAAUUUUCUAGACCUCCUCAUAGAGAAGUUCAGCCCAACGUAUCACCUUCAUCAAGGAAAACAUCGCAUGAAGCUUUAUCUAGAAAUUCAGCCUUAAAUGAAAGAUAUUUUGACAUUGAAAAAGUUAGAUCUAGAAGUUUGGAUAAUCUACUAAGCGAACCUGAACCAAGUCCUUUGGCAGAUCUAGGAUUAAGUCAAUCUUCUAAGCUUAAUGAGAGAUAUCACUCAGUCGAACAACUUAGUUUAAUUAAACCAGUAAUUGCGAACCAGAACUAUCUUCCCAAACAAGAAGAAUUUGAAUACCCUGAUGUAUCUAGCGUGAGUACUUCACAUAGAGGAGGUCCUAGGUAUAUUAAAUCAGCUUAUGCAGGUAAAAAAGCUCCUCCAGGCUCACAUUCGAGCAAAGCUUAUAUUGAAAAAUCUGAGUUUAUUGGUAUAAGAAGCUCAGCUAUGUCAGAUACUAGUGAAGCUCCCAGUUUAGCUAGUCACGUAAGGAGGGUAAGAGUACCUAGCCAAGCUUCAGAUGUGGACCAAUUUUUGGACGAGUUAUUCAGUCCUGUUUUAGAUGGUAAUUUGGAUGAAUUAAGUGAUGCUAGAUCAGUCGCUGCUAGUGUAAAAGGCGGCACUUUUAACCAAUUACCUCGUUUAAGAGUAGAGGUUGAUCAAGUUGAGUGUGAUCAUGAAAUUUUAGAUAAAUUUUUAGACAACGUCUUGGAAAAUAUAGAAUGCAAUGAUGUCGAUAUGUCCAGAACUAAUAGCAUUGUAAAAAGAGUCAAAGGUGGAGGACUAGCAGAAAAUGAAAAAUCUGAUAUUCAAAGGAAAAAUAAAAGCCUUGAUGACUUCCUAGAUCAUGUUUUGGAAAGUAUUGAAUUAGAAAAUGUAGAUAUGUCUGAAACAAAUAAAAUAAUGUCAAAAGUUAAAGGAGGCGGUGAAAAAUUAAAAAAGGAAAACAAAGAAAAUAUUGUGUUAGAUAAAGAAGUUGAGAAUUUGACAAAUAAAACUAAUGGAAAUAAUGUUGAUGACUACAUAAGUAAUCUUUUUAAUCCAAUAUUUAUUAACGACAGUGUAAAAGAUCUUACCGAAAAAAUGAAUUUAGUUGAAAGCAUUAAAGGCGGAGGAACAACAAAAGGUGAUGCCAGCACUUCAAGCUUUACUCUACCAGCAAUUCCUCCUCCUAUGGUAAACUCGCCAUUAAUGAUGCCUCUUCUCAGUCCAACACAAGAAGGCAUGAUGCCUCUUUUUAAUAUACCUGGUGUUAGUAUGAACGGAAUGCCUCAAAAUGUCUGCCAUGGCUCAAAAUAUUCAAUCCAGCAGCAACUUCUAGCUCAAAAUCAGGCGCUUCAACAAUUGUUAAGUCAACAAAGCUCUUUAUCCAGUGAAGUUAAUGAGACGGUAACAACUACAGUCAAAGCACAAGUGCAUCAAUCUAGUACCUUUACUACACCAAAUAGGAAAUUAAGCUUCAAAUCAGGAAAUAAUAGAAAGUCUAGUUCUCCAAACAUAGACUUUAAAACCCGUAAAGCAAGCUUAGAAUCAACCAUUAGCGUAAUGAGCAAAAGUGGAAUACCUCCACCACCACCUCCACCAAUGCCUCCUCCACUAGAAGCUACUGAUCCAAACGAAGCAAGACCAUUUUUGGAUCCAUACGGACGGGCUAAAACAGUUCGUAUAGGCAAAUGGAGGUGGCCACCUCCAAAAGAUAGCACAAGUCAAGAGACUAGUGAAGAUUUUAUGCAUUUCAAAAUGAGGCAACAUCAACGUAAAGUUACUCCAAAUAAAGAUCAAUCAAUGACAGUAGUAAAUGGACAUAAUGGACACAGCCAUGGGAAAAAUGACAAAAGUGCCGAAUGGGAAGAGAUCGAGUAUGAACCACUACCUAGAGAAACUGAAAAAACUAACAAGGCUAAUAGUAAGAGAGUGUUUGAAAUUGGAGCGGCAAGACCUUCACCUGGUUCAGUUGGUAAAUUGAAACUAAGUUCUGAAAUGAAAAAAAGGUUAGAAAUGGUUACAGCCAACCAUUCUGUUAGAUCUUCAAGCAGUACUGAUAAGCCUGCUAGAACUGUUAAUAAACUGGAGGAUACCAGAAAAAUGAUGCUGGAACAACAACUUACCGGUAGAUGGGGAGAUGAUUCAAGAGAUAAUAGUGGAAAAUCUAGUCCAGAAAGUCCCGUAAAUAAUGGUAAUAAGUCGCCCACUUCUCAAAGUUGGGGUAGCUCGAACUGGAAACCAGGCCCACCUCCCCCUCCAGUAGGCCCAACUUCUUUACCUCCAGCUCCUAGUGGCCCAGCACCUCCUCCACCAGUCAUACGUCCUCACAAUCAUACGCCACAGGCAGAACCCAUCAGAGAGUCUUCCUUUAUGACUCAAAGACAAGAUAGGGAUACUUUUGGAGUUCACCAAAACUUGAUCAACCAGAAUAAUUCCAAGAGGAAUUCUUUUAGUACAAAUUGGGAUGUUCAAAGUAAUAUAACGCACGACACAACUGAUGAUGUCCAUGAAUGGACUAAAGAUAAAAGGGAAAAUCGCAGAGACAGUUGGGAUCUAGGAGAAACCACAACAAAUACUUCAAUCGAUGCUAAAUAUACAGUAGAUAUGUGGGAUAGAGAUGAAAUCAAAUUUGAGAAAACUAGAAAAUUUAGAAAAGUCUCAGAGCAAGAAUCCGUCGAACGACCUCCGACCUUCAAGACCCACAUGUUGUCGAAAAGUGCUCAAGAAAGGGAAAAGAAGCAUUCCACGGGAUCUGUGCAGCUAAUAGAUAAAAUUGAAAGAAAUGAAGUUAAUGAUUGGCCAGAAUUCAUGCGUCCCAUACAAACACCACCAUCAAAAUCACCAGUUACACCUCAACCUUCUCCACAAGAGAAAGAAAAAUCUCCGAAAAUUGCAGCCCCAAGUUUGUUGCCACCAGGAACUACAGCUUGCGUUACCUACAACAGAGUACCAUGGGUUCUACGCGUACGUAAAGAAGUAUUUGCUCCUUCAGAACCACUUGGACACUUAACAACAAUGCACCUGAUAUUUUGCCAAGUCGCAAUGGAUGUGUAUGGGAUAACUCCCUGUAUAAGGUUGUCACAGACCGAAAAGAGAGCCGGUGUUAAUAUGUUAUCAGGAUACGGAGUAACUGCUGAAAACUAUAAUACCAAUCAUCGAGCCAAUGUAAAGAGGACUGUCAUAGAGUUGGCUAGAACGUGGCCACUGUAUUUUGCCAGAUUAUUUCCAGUUUCGGGUGCUGCUCAGCUAUCGGAUAUCCAGUUUGUAGCCGUAUCCCAUUGGGGUAUUCAUUUGGCCAAGCGAGAACAAAACUCCCUCCAAGUAUUGAAAUCAUAUCCGCUAUCGGAAAUCUCUACAUGUACCGCUCCUCGACCAACGAACAUAAUUCUAGACGUGCCACAGGGUAAGCUGAACUUGUACACUCCACGAGCGCAGCAGCUUUCUGAGAUGGUUACUAAAUUCUGUGGAGAGCAUCGAAAGGUAGGGAAAUUUUUAGUAUUUAGAUUUUAA